AACAAUAGUGAGGAGGGAGGAGGCGAAAAGGAGGAAAUAAAGAGAUAAGAAGAGAAGGAGAGAGAGAGAGAGAGAACCGAUCGGGUGAGAGAAAUCCGGCCUCUGCCAAUCGGCGCUGGGAUUCCGUUCCGGCAGCGGUGCAACCAGGAGGAGGAGGGCAGGCGCGAAAAGAAAAACCCCUGGUUACGCGUUUUCUUUGCUCCGACGAGGCUAGGCGGCGAUUCUGCGAGGUCAGACCACCCCGCUAGAUUCUUUUAUUUCAGGCGUCGUUCCCAGCCAUUUGUGGUUCCUGAAACGCCGGUGAUUGACGGGACGCGAGAUUUUGAUCCAUAUAAUUCAUCAAGAUGCCGGCUACAGCAGGAAGAGUUCGAAUGCCCGCGAACAAUAGGGUGCAUAGUAGUGCAGCCUUGCAGACACACGGUAUAUGGCAGAGUGCAAUUGGAUACGAUCCAUAUGCACCAAACAAAGAUGACUCCAAGAACCUGGCACAACAGAAGGCGUCUAACUCUGAACCUGAUGCUGAGAAUACGUAUGCCAGCUUUCAGGGUCUUCUGGCUCUUGCCCGUAUUACUGGAUCAAAUGCUGAUGAGGCUCGUGGGGCUUGUAAGAAGUGUGGUCGUGUUGGUCACCUUACAUAUCAAUGCAGGAAUUUUCUAAGUGUUAAGGAUGAUAUUAAGGGAAAAGACCCUGAAGCAAUUGAAGCUGCGGUUUUGUCUGGGUUGGAUAAGAUUAAGGGGAGUGUUGGUAAACGUAAUGGGAAGAAGGCUGCUGAGAGUGAGGAGAGCAGUGAAGAAGAGGAUGAGGAGAGUGAGAGUUCGGAUUCUGAUGCUGAUUCAGAGCUUGAGAGGAUUAUUGCUGAGAGAUAUGGGAAGAAGAGUAGUAGUAAGGGGAAGUCAUCGAGAAAGGAGGAUUCGGAUGAAGAUGUAUCUGAUUCAGACUCCGGGGAGAAGAAAAAGAGAGGGAGGUCAAAGAAAAGGAGAAGUGGGAAGAGAGAACGUGGUGAUUCUAAGGAUGAGGACAACGAUGGAGGUAGGAGGAAGGGGAGGAAGGAGAAGAGAAGGAGGAGGGAUGAAUCCUCAGAUGAGGAUGAUCAGCGAAGGCGUCAUAGGAGAAAGAGUCGAAAGGAGAAAAGGAGAAGGAGAAGUCAUCGUCAUUCAGAUGACUCUGAUUCAGAUGUGUCUGAAGACGCCGGAAGAAGACAUAAGCGAAAGAGCAGGAAGGCUGAAUCAUAUUCUGAUGCUAGUGACUCUGAUGACUCCAGAGUUGGAAGGGGCGCUAAGCGGUCGGAUAAGAGGAGUCGGAAACGCCAUCAUGACGAUGAUGAGUAGAACAUUUCAACGUAAGGUAUGCAGAGGCACGGCUGAAGUUAUCUUUCAGAAUUUGGGUUCCCAUCCUAGUAGACGGAUUCGUGUUUUGUGCCAGCAUGAUAGUGGGACUGAAGUAAUAUAAGGUGUUAAUUUAGUCCAAGACUCAAAUGAAUUAUACUUUCUUUGGAAAAAAUGAUUUCCUUACUUCAAAAUGAAACCGAAUUUAAGAAUUUGUGAGUGUCUUGAACCAAUGUAUGUGUUUGUCAUCGGGUUGUGGAUGCUCAAACCAUUUCAAUCCGACUCAGCAGCUUUAAUUUCUUGAGCUUUGUCCGAUUGCAGUGGAGAUGAUAUUAUUAUAUGUACUUUCGAAAAUAUGUUAAUGCUAUUUGGUUGUUGUAUUGUCUCCUUUUGGAGGUA
Molecule: messenger RNA, 1724 nt
Organism: Carica papaya (papaya)
Lineage: Eukaryota; Viridiplantae; Streptophyta; Magnoliopsida; Brassicales; Caricaceae
Molecular function (GO): zinc ion binding; nucleic acid binding
Source: RefSeq, a predicted model, not a curated record